AUGGGCGGUGGUGGCGGCGGCGGCAGUACAAUUGGCGGCGGCAGUGUGCUAGGUCAUGGCACGCUCAUGAGCACGACUGGCAAUAGUACGGUUGGCGGCAGUGGUAUGCACGGUGUUGGGGCUCCUCCUGGCAGUAUAAUGCAUGGUGGUGGUGGUGGCGGUAAUGGUGGCAUGAAUAAUCCUGGUAAUGUUUAUGGCAAUGGGGGUGGUGGCCCCGGCGGCGGUAAUGGCGGCAAUCAGGGACCACCCGGUUCGAUGGUAGACUCGCGUGCUGUGGCCGUGGUAGUUUCGUUGCCGGGCGGGCCUGGUGCCCAGCAUCCGGGUCAGGCAUUAAGUGAUUAUGGUCCUAUAUAGUUAAUGGUACGACCUGAUACAAACCAUUGGGUAUCCACAAGUAGUUUUAGUCAAUUGUAAGGAGUUUUCUUCGUAGGAGUGUGAUAGAAUAGUUGUAGGGCUUUAGAAAUGUUAACAUAACACUUGGAGGAAAUUGUUUGAUUUAAAGUCUCAAAGUAAAUUAAAAAUUUAAAAGAAUUUUUUCACUUAUUUUAGUAAAUUUUUAUAAUUUUCGAAAUGAUUUAGAGUAUUAAUUUCAUCAUAUUACUAAUAAAAUUUAAU
This is a messenger RNA of Calliphora vicina (urban bluebottle blowfly), 615 nucleotides long. RefSeq lists its product as uncharacterized. Lineage: Eukaryota; Metazoa; Arthropoda; Insecta; Diptera; Calliphoridae. The record is from RefSeq and is a predicted model, not a curated record. The transcript has a single exon. The coding region runs from base 1 to 354 and encodes 117 amino acids.